AGGUUUUACAGUCUUCUGAUUUAUUUACAAUUGAAAGAUGCAUUCAACUUUUUUGAACAUGAAAGCAUUAAUUUUAUUGGCAAUUUUCGCCGGGUGUCAUUCAUAUACAUAAUUCCUCCUAAUUUCAGAACUCCUGGAAUUUGUUUCUACAAUGGUCGCAUUUUACCAAAAGGUAACAGUCAAAUGCCAAUGGUUUGUCAAAAUACCAACUGUCGUGAAGAUGGAUCAAUUAUGGUUGAUGGAUGUGGUCGAAUAUCACUUCCUAAAUGCACUUUGAUUGAAGACGGAAGACUUACCAGACCUUAUCCGGAUUGUUGUGAAAUGACUUAUCAGUGUGUUGAUGCAAAUGAAAGCACUUACACCAAGGAAUGGAAUCAAUUGUAUGACACUACAUCAACCAUCAAUUCUAGUAAUCGAAAUUAUGUGACCAUUAAUUUUGUAGUUGGUGUUAUUGGUCUAGUUAAAUUUAUAAAUAGAAUGUUUGGAGGUUUUGUGUAGAGUAUUUUUUCUGAAGAAGUUGAAUAAAAAUAUAUUUGAUAUCUGUUAGGAUUGGGUAUCUAAAUGGCUUCUUU
Messenger RNA from Episyrphus balteatus (marmalade hoverfly), 572 nucleotides. RefSeq lists its product as uncharacterized. The transcript has 3 exons. The record is from RefSeq and is a predicted model, not a curated record. Bases 184 to 498 code for a protein of 104 amino acids. Lineage: Eukaryota; Metazoa; Arthropoda; Insecta; Diptera; Syrphidae.